Molecule: messenger RNA, 1030 nt
Organism: Eucalyptus grandis
Lineage: Eukaryota; Viridiplantae; Streptophyta; Magnoliopsida; Myrtales; Myrtaceae
Product: delta(3,5)-Delta(2,4)-dienoyl-CoA isomerase, peroxisomal-like
Cellular component (GO): peroxisome
Molecular function (GO): delta(3,5)-delta(2,4)-dienoyl-CoA isomerase activity
Source: RefSeq, a predicted model, not a curated record
UUCCUCGACCGGAAAAUGGAGAAAUUCAAGACCCUGGAAAUCGUCCGCGUCUUCCACCUCCGCCUCAACCGCCCUUCCUCCCGCAACGCCCUCUCCCCCGACUCCUUCGCCGAGCUCCCCCUCGCCCUCUCCUCCCUCGACCGCAACCCCGACGCCCUCGUCGUCGUCCUCUCCGGCUCCGGCCACCAUUUCUGCUCCGGCAUCGACCUUGCCGCGCUCGACUCCAUCGCCUCCGGCUCCUCCCCCCCAUCCGGCGACCGAGGCCGCGCCGGCGAGCGGCUCCGCCGGCACAUCAAGUACCUGCAAGACGCGGUGACGGCCAUCGAGCGGUGCCGCAAGCCGGUGAUCGCCGCCGUCCACGGGGCGUGCGUCGGGGGCGGCGUCGACAUCGCCACCGCGUGCGACGUGAGGUACUGCACGGAGGAUGCGUUCUUCUCGGUGAAGGAGGUCGACCUGGCGAUCACCGCCGACCUCGGGACGCUGCAGAGGUUGCCGAGCAUCGUGGGGUACGGCAACGCGACGGAGCUGGCCUUGACGGGUCGGAGGGUGUCGGGCUCGGAGGCGAAGGAGCUGGGGCUGGUUUCUCGGGUUUUCGGGUCGAAGCGCGAAUUGGAUGAUGGAGUGAGAGUCAUCGCUGAGGAGAUUGCUUCCAAGUCCCCGAUGGCCGUUACCGGCACUAAAGCCGUGCUGCUGAAGAGCAGGGACAUGAGCGUAGAUCAAGGCUUGGACUACGUCGCGACCUGGAACUCGGCAAUGCUUCUGUCCGACGAUCUAACGGAGGCCAUCUCGGCACACAGGCAGAAACGGAAGCCUGUUUUUGCAAAGCUCUGAUGGUCGGCAUCACCAUCGUAAGGCAGAAGAACCAAUUCAAUGCUUUACAUGUAAAGGACUGCAAAAAGAAAGGAGGGAAGCCGAUUCUUGGCCGGCUUCCAGCCUUGUUCGAAUCACUGUGCUGCUUGUAAUAAUCCGCUCGUCUUGAUUCGACGAAAUUCAUUCGUUUUUGGGCAAUCGAGUUACUCGUUUAGAUUUA